AAAUGUUUUUAAUAUUAUUUAUAAAAUUCGUAUGAAAAAUAACAUAGAGUUGGGUCUUAUAACAGCUUGCUACAAUCCUUUCUUGUGGAAAACUUAUAUCUGAAAAAUGAUUAGUUAUUUCGUAGGGGAAAAACCUACUGAUCAAGGUUAUAUUGUGACAUAUUAAUAGAUAAGAAGUAUUCAUGUUCGCGUAACGCACGAUGCCUGAAGUUUAUACAGCUUUUGAAAACGAGGACUUUUUCUCUUCUGGAUAUGAAUUACAAGCAAUGAACACUCGAGGUAUUUACAGUCCAAGCAGUGGAUCCCAAGAGACAGCAAGUGUUAGUUCAUCUAUGUCUGUAUUGUCAUCAUUACAUGAUAAUGAAUUAACUGACAUAACAGUUAUUGGAGAUCCAUAUAUAACAAUCUUGGAACAACCUACAGAAAAAUUUAGAUUUCGGUACAAAUCUGAAAUGGUAGGAACACAUGGAAGCUUAGUAGGAUCAAAUCGUAAGAAUGUACCAACAGUACAAUUACAUAAUUUUCUGGAUCCUGCAGUAAUACGAUGUACAUUAGUUACAUCUGAUGAAGGACUUUCCAGAAUUCCUCAUGCUCAUAAAUUAAUCCGUAGAGAUGGUGGUCAAGAUUAUGAUGAUCCACAUUAUAUUACAGUGUCUGCUGAAACUGGAUAUACUGCAAUAUUUCAGGGAAUGGCAAUUAUACACACUGCAAAAAGGCAUAUUAGAGAUGAGCUUAUAAAAAAGAUGAGACUAGAAGCUUUAGAGAAAAAGAAAAAUACAAAUAUAAAGGCAAUUCUUAAUAGUAGAGAAGAAGCACAAAUUAAAGUUGAUGCUGAUCACUAUCAAAAACAUAUGAAUUUGAAUAGUGUUGCACUUUGUUUUCAAGCAUUUGUCACAAAUCAUUGUGGAGUAAUGAUACCAAUAACAGAACCUGUAUAUUCACAAACUAUUAAUAAUCUUAAAAGUGCAUUAACUGGCGAGCUUAAAAUAUGCAGAAUGGAUAAACUCACUAGUAGUGUUGAAGGAGGAGAAGAAAUAUUUAUACUUGUAGAGAAAGUAGGAAAAAAAAAUAUCAGAAUAAAAUUUUUUGAAUUAAAUGAGGAUGGUUGUGAAAUUUGGAGUGCAUAUGGACGUUUUUCAGAAUUGGAUGUACAUCAUCAAUAUGCCAUUGUAUUCCGAACUCCACCAUACAAAGAUCAAAAUAUUACUUUACCGAAAAACGUUUUUAUACAGUUAGAACGACCAUCUGAUGGAGAUUGCUCUGAUGCAAGAAAGUUUACUUAUAAACCAAGUGAUAGAAUUAUAGGUAGAAAACGUCAACGAAUAUCUUAUUCUGGGAGUUCGGAAUUAUCAAAUAUAUUACCAAAUACCAAUUCCAUUGGAAACGAGAAUAUAUCAGAACUCUUAAAUAAUAGCAACAGCCACGAAUUAUCUAAAGAAAUAAAAAAAAUAUUGUCUGAAGGUACUACAACGCCAGUAUGCAAAGAUUUUCUCAGUGAUAUAGAUGUUGAUAAUUAUUUAAAAUUAUUAUUAAAUAGUGAAGAGAAUAUGCUAGGCACUGACGGCCCAUCAAUUGUACAAUACCAAGAUGAUGUAAUGUUUGCUAAAAAUAUACUUACUGAAAUUAUGCAAUGUAUGAAAAUGGAUGCGAAAAAUAUGGAGGAAUAUAUCCAGAAAUUACUUAAAGAUCGAUCGACAUAUGGGGAUUCCCCAUUACAUUCAGCACUUCGAUAUGGUCAACAUAAUAUUGUCAAAUAUCUUUUAAUGUUAUUAUGUACUAAUAAGGAUUGUAAGACGCUAAUUAAUAGUCAAAAUAGUUCUGGAAAAACUCCACUGCAUUAUGCUGUUUUACAAAAUCAACCUGAAAUUACAAAAGCAUUACUUAUGCUUGGAGCUGAUCCUAAUCGAACAGAUGAUCACGGAUUUUCUCCAUUACAUGUAGCAGUAAAAAUAUCUGAUGCUGGUGCAUGUGUUGAUGUAUUAUUAUCUGAAAAAGGAAUAAAUAUUGAAGCAUAUAAUGAUGCUGGAUGGACGGCAUUGCAUCUUGCAACCAAAGCAGGAUCCUAUGAUGCAGUAUGUUCACUUGUUCAUGCUGGUGCAAAUGUAAAUAAUACUGAUAUGUCUUAUGGUCGAACUGCAUUGCAUAUAGCUGUUGAAGGUGGACAUAAAAAGAUAGUUGAAUAUUUACUUAAAAAGACAAAUAUAUCAGUAAAUAAAAGAAAUUUUAGUGGAAACACUGCAUUACAUACUGCAGUUGUACAUACGGGGACACGAGCAAAAGAACUAUGUGCAUUAUUAAUACAACAUGGUGCAGAUCCAUAUAUUCAAAAUCAUAAUCGAGAGUCAAAUGAUGUGAAUAAAAAGAAGGAAUCACAUGUCAAUGUAAAAGUCGAAGUGCAUUCAGAAGAUGAAAAUAUAGAAGGAGCGAUUGGACAAUCAUCAUUUGAUUUAGCUAUGAAUAAACCAGAUAUUUUACAAGUUUUUAAUGGUCAAUCUGAGAAAACUACAAAUAAAAUGUGUUUAGUUACUACAAAAUUAGAAUUAAAACAUGAAGAUUUAGAAACAAAUUGGUUAAACAAUGAGCACAAAGAAAAAUUAUCUAUCCUAUUAGAUAAAACGCAAGGAUGGCAAAAACUUGCAAAACAAUUAAAUAUUGAGUACUUGUUACAAACAUUUCAACAUAAUUCGAUAAGUCCUUCAUUAGGCCUUUUAAAUUACAUCGAUGUGGAGGCAAUCCUAUCCCUUAUGGAUAUGCAAACAGUAUUAAGAGAAAUUGGAGAGGAAGAAGCAGCAGAUUACAUAAAUGAAAUUUCAUCUAUUUGUUCAUAGAAUACAUCCAUUUAUUUCUA
This is a messenger RNA of Frieseomelitta varia, 2848 nucleotides long. RefSeq names its product nuclear factor NF-kappa-B p105 subunit (gene Rel). The transcript has 19 exons. The coding region runs from base 201 to 2828 and encodes 875 amino acids. The record is from RefSeq and is a predicted model, not a curated record. Lineage: Eukaryota; Metazoa; Arthropoda; Insecta; Hymenoptera; Apidae. Gene Ontology annotation, molecular function: protein binding; DNA-binding transcription factor activity; DNA binding. Gene Ontology annotation, biological process: canonical NF-kappaB signal transduction; cellular response to stress; inflammatory response. Gene Ontology annotation, cellular component: cytoplasm.